AUGAAAGGUAUAAUUGUUGCGGGUGGUUUAGGUACUCGUUUAUAUCCUUUGACUAAAGUGAUAUCAAAACAUCUUUUACCAAUAUAUGAUAAACCAAUGAUUUAUUAUCCAUUAUCUGUAUUUAUGAUGGCUAAUAUAAAACAGAUUUUAAUUAUAACAACACCAACUGAUAAUGAUCAAUAUAAAAGAUUAUUAGGAAAUGGUACUCAACUUGGAUGUCAUUUUCAAUAUGCUGUACAGAAUGAACCAAAUGGAAUAGCACAAGCAUUCAUUAUAGGAGAAAAAUUUAUUGAUAAUGAUAAUAUUGCUUUGAUUCUUGGUGAUAAUUUCUUUUAUGGUAUUGAUUUGAGUUGUCAUUUACAAAAAUUAACUAAUAGUGAUGGAGCCUAUAUAUUUACUUAUGAAGUAUCUAAUCCUAAUUGUUACGGUAUCGUAGAACUUGAUCGUAAUGAUAAACCUAUUUCUAUUGAAGAAAAACCAAAUGAACCAAAAUCUAAUUAUGCCGUAACUGGUUUAUAUUUGUUUGAUAAUGAUGUUAUAAAUAUAGCAAAAAAUUUACAACAAUCACAUAGAGGUGAAUAUGAAAUUACAGAUAUAAAUAAAGUAUAUUUACAACGAAAUAAAUUACAUGUUAUUAAAUUAGAUAAAACAGUUGUUUGGUUUGAUAUGGGAACAUUUCAAACAUUAAAUGAUACUUCACAAUUUGUUCGUUCAAUGGAAAUAGAAAAUGGUAUAAAUAUUGGUUGUAUUGAAGAAAUAGCAUACAAAAAAAGUUAUAUUGAUAUUUAUCAAUUAAAAAAAUUGAGUGAACCUUUAAUUAAUAGUGAAUAUGGAAUAUAUUUACAAAAUAUUAUCAAUGGAUCAUAG
Messenger RNA from Rotaria sordida, 867 nucleotides. NCBI's taxonomy places the organism in Eukaryota, Metazoa, Rotifera, Eurotatoria, Philodinida, Philodinidae. The record is from the annotation of a GenBank genome assembly.